AUGUCUAAGCCCAAAGGCGCCGCCUACUCUUCCUCCUCGGUGCGUACACCGUUGGACAGGACUGGAUGGCAGCGUGGCAAUGAGCGUUCUAAGGACAGAGAGGACUUCUGGUUGGAUAGGGAGGCCUUCUCUGUAUUUGCAAGGCAAAUAGACACCCCCGCGGUCCGCAGCGGCUUCGCCCUGAUGUUGUUGAGCCCCUGCCAGUCCCCUGCGGUCGAGAGCAAUGGAAGGCCUCAUGGGGGGCCCGGCGGGAGUCGGGGGGCCCCCUAUCCCUGCAGCAGCUCUGGGCAACAGUGGCUGCGCCGGUAUUGCGAGUUAAAGGGCAAUGUCCUCUUUUAUGCGCCGCAUGCAGAGGCAGCCUUUGAGGGGGCGUAUCUGCUUGAGGACUUUGUCUUUCAGAACAUUUCUCCCACUCGAGCGCUCGUUAUGGGGAUCGUUCCAGAGUUGCCUCUUGCGGAAGGAGAGGGGGAACGGCUGAGACAAGGAGCUGUGCUGGUGGGGAGCAGUCGCCAUGAUGGGGUGUAUGGACGGUAUGUGAGGCCUCUUGUGAUGCUCCUGGAAUCUUCCCGCAUUGCUGAUGCAUGGAAGAGCACUUGCGAGAGUUGCAGCGCAGCAGCGUUGCAGCAGCACGUCCGUGAACUGCAGCACGUGCUGCAGCGGGAACGAGCUGCUGCUUCGAGGGAGAAAGAGGCCACAGCGUUGAUAGCCAAGCAGCAAGAGAUUGCCCUGAGGGAGACAGAAGGAUCGAAGCAAACGCUGUUGUUAGAGAUAGAGCGUCUGCAGCAACGCAAUCAGCGACUUCAAGCAACAGGGGAGGUGACUGAGAAGGCGGCAGCGGAAUUCGUUGAUCAGAAGAUGCACGAAGUGUCUUUCCUCCAAAAUGAACUCGCCACGCAACUAGCGGGUUGUAAGCGCCUUGAGACGGAGAUUGUGGAGCUGCGGGAGGCUUUGGGGGCCUCGCAGCAGAAGGCACAGCAGUUGGCGACGGAGAACAGCCGCCUCAACUGCCGCGUCUCGGACCUCCUGGAGGACCUGGAGGACGCGAAAGAUAACCCAUCCCGCUUUGCCCUUGUGAUGAAUCGCCUCCGAGCUGCCAAUCAGAGGGCAGUCAUAGAAAAUAAACGCCUCAGGCAAGUGCAAAACACCCCCCGCACUAGGGGGAAGUCUAGAGUCCUGUUGCUGUUGCCGUUGUUGGUGCUAAGGUUGGUGGCGUUAAUUCGCCAAGUGGCAGAGAUGGGGGACGCCUUCGACUUGUUGAGGAAGUGGUUGACUUGCAGCGAGCGCAAAGUGGGACUUGCAGCUCACAAUCUCAUCUUUAGAGGCUUGCUACACACUCGGGAACUUUGGAGAGACAACCCACGUUAUAACAUCCGCUACUACGAACAAGGUUACAAAUGGUCUUAUCAGCAGGAGCAGGAAGAACUCGAGAAAAUAGAGGAGCUCCAGAGAGCCAUUAGAGUGGCGGAGGCUGCAGCACGGUCGAGUUAUAUAUCUCACAGGGCCUUCUUGUUGGGCCAACAACUGAAGGCCUGCACAGUGCAGCACGGUCGAGUUAUAUAUCUCACAGGGCCUUCUUGUUGGGCCAACAACUGA
Eimeria mitis is the source of this 1593-nucleotide messenger RNA. Its product is annotated as Predicted coiled coil protein, related. Lineage: Eukaryota; Apicomplexa; Conoidasida; Eucoccidiorida; Eimeriidae. The record is from RefSeq and is a predicted model, not a curated record.